AUGGAGCAGCUCACAUGGGACUAUAUCCUCAAGUACGUCAUUGUCGGUGACGCUUCGGUGGGCAAGUCAUGUCUCCUCGUCCGCCUCACCGACGACCGGUUCGGGACCAGCGAGCCGACACUCGGUGUCGAGUUUGCGGCCCGUAUCAUUGAUGUUGGAGAGCAGGGGAAGCGUGUCAAGGUGCAGUGCUGGGACACGGCGGGCACCGAGAGCUUUCGGAGUAUCACCAGGAGCUACUUCCGAGGCGCAGCUGGCGCGCUGCUCGUGUACGACGUGACGCGGCGAGAGUCAUUCGAGCACGUCACUUCCUGGCUGGAUGACCUGCGAGCACACGCCGACGAGAACGUCUCCAUCAUCCUCGUCGCCAACAAGACCGACCUGUGCGCGACCGAGCCCACCCCGCUGCCACAAAUACAGUUUGGCCAGGCGAUCCCCGUGCCCCUCGACCCGCCCGCAGCAGCAGAGGGCAGCGCACGGCCGAGCGAGGACGGCACGACCGGCGGCAGCGCGGGCGCGACUGGAGCCGGCAUGCCGGCGUCCAAGCCCGCCAAGAAGCUCGUUCCGCGAGCCGUGUCGACGCUCGAAGGCGCCCUGUUUGCCAAGCAGCACAACCUGCUCUACGUCGAGACCAGCGCCAAGGAAGGCUGGGGUGUCGUGGACGCGUUUGAGUGGACGGCGCGCCAGAUCCUCGAGCGUGUGGAGCGCGGAGAGUUUGAGCGCCGCAAGCCUGCCGCAGCAGUCAACUUGAAGGAGCAGAAGGCAAAGGGCGGGUGCUGCUAG
Messenger RNA from Apiotrichum porosum, 780 nucleotides. RefSeq lists its product as uncharacterized. NCBI's taxonomy places the organism in Eukaryota, Fungi, Basidiomycota, Tremellomycetes, Trichosporonales, Trichosporonaceae. Gene Ontology annotation, cellular component: endosome. The transcript is spliced from 5 exons. Gene Ontology annotation, molecular function: GTPase activity; GTP binding. The record is from RefSeq and is a predicted model, not a curated record. Gene Ontology annotation, biological process: regulation of endocytosis. Bases 1 to 780 code for a protein of 259 amino acids.